UAUAACCAUUUGCCAAAACAACUCAAGAACCACUACAUUAUCGCCCGUCACGGCUUUUCGCUUGCCAACAAUGCCAAGCUCAUUUGUUCUAACCCAGACAUUGCCAUUCCAACCAAUGUGGGUCCAUUAGGCACGGGUUGGGGACUUCAUGAACGCGGUCGUGAGCAAGUCAAGCAG
This is a messenger RNA of Zychaea mexicana, 177 nucleotides long. RefSeq lists its product as uncharacterized. The record is from RefSeq and is a predicted model, not a curated record. The annotation marks the transcript as partial. The transcript has a single exon. Lineage: Eukaryota; Fungi; Mucoromycota; Mucoromycetes; Mucorales; Lichtheimiaceae.